AUGUAUAUGGAACCAGAGCAUUAUUUUCCUUCUCCUUCACUCUGCUUAACCAGGUGGUGGUCGAAGGAGACAGUGGCGGUGGUGACUGGAGGGAACAAAGGAAUAGGGUUUGCACUGGUGAAGCGCCUUGCCGAGUUGGGACUCAAUGUGGUCUUAACUGCCAGAGACACACAAAAAGGGGAGGCUGCGUUGGAGGCUCUCAAAGCACAAGGCCUUUCUUCUCGUGUUCACUUUUUACUCCUCGAUGUCUCUGAUCCUCUUUCUAUCACUGCCUUCGCAUCCUCCUUCCAAGCACAAUUUGGAGCCACCUUGGAUAUUCUCGUGAAUAAUGCGGGGGUAUCAUUCAAUGAGCUAGACGAGAAUUCGGUGGAGCACGCGGAAAGCGUCAUCAGAACCAACUUCUACGGUCCAAAGUUGCUAAUUGAGGCUCUCCUCCCCCUCUUUCGUUGCUCUACUUCUUCCAUCACUCGUGUUCUCAAUCUUAGCUCUAGGCUCGGCUCUCUCAAUAAGGUGAGAAAUGAGGAGAUAAGAGGAGUUCUAGCGCGUGAGGAGUUGUUGGAGGAGGAGAUCGAGGGAGUGGUGAGAAUGUUCCUAAGAGAUGUGAGGAAUGGGACGUGGAAGAGGCAAGGGUGGCCAUCGUACUGGACGGAAUACGCGGUGUCAAAGCUGGCUUUGAAUGCAUACUCGAGGGUGUUGGCGAAGAGAUAUUCGUAUGAGGGAAGUGGGUUGAGUGUGAACUGCUUUUGCCCUGGCUUCACCCAAACCUCCAUGACUAAGGGCAAGGGCACCCACACCGCCGAUCAUGCCGCCUCACUUGCAGCCACACUUGCCUUGCUUCCGCCGCACCACUUGCCCACCGGAAAGUUCUUUUUGCUUGGAAAGAUGAGCACCUCCCUUAACACUACUGCUACUUCUAAACUGUGA
Messenger RNA from Gastrolobium bilobum, 924 nucleotides. Its product is annotated as (+)-neomenthol dehydrogenase. Gene Ontology annotation, cellular component: membrane. The record is from RefSeq and is a predicted model, not a curated record. NCBI's taxonomy places the organism in Eukaryota, Viridiplantae, Streptophyta, Magnoliopsida, Fabales, Fabaceae. The transcript has 4 exons. The coding region runs from base 1 to 924 and encodes 307 amino acids.